Molecule: messenger RNA, 2181 nt
Organism: Empidonax traillii (willow flycatcher)
Lineage: Eukaryota; Metazoa; Chordata; Aves; Passeriformes; Tyrannidae
Gene: RAP1GAP
Product: RAP1 GTPase activating protein
Exons: 18
Coding region: 256-1719 (487 amino acids)
Biological process (GO): regulation of small GTPase mediated signal transduction; activation of GTPase activity
Cellular component (GO): cytoplasm; membrane
Molecular function (GO): GTPase activator activity
Source: RefSeq, a predicted model, not a curated record
GGACCCACCCGUGCAGUGACCCACACCCCCCGCUCCCGCCCCCCCGGCCCCGCAGCCGGGCGGCCCUGGCAGGGUGGCCCUUGCCCCGCUGCCAUCCCUCGGCUCCAGGGGUGGCACUGCUGCCCGGGCGUCCCAGCGAGGGGCUGUGGGGGAGUUCUCCUCUCCCCCAGGAAGCGCCAUGGGCCCCCCCGGACCCUCUCGCACCACCUAGACGUGUCUGCAGCCAGCACCACCACCCCACCCCAGGGCAGCAGGAUGGCCCAGCAGCGCCACGCCGUGCCCCCGCCGCUCAAGACGGAGGAGGAUUACAUCCCCUACCCCAGCGUGCAUGAGGUGCUGGGCCGGGAGGGGCCGUUCCCCCUCAUCCUCCUGCCGCAGUUCGGGGGUUACUGGAUCGAGGGCACCAACCACCAGCUGAGCGGGGCCCCCGACUCGCCCCCCACCCCGGCCCCCGGCACGCGGGUAAAGCUGGAGGGCAACCACACGGCCAAGAUCUACCGCAAGCACUUCCUGGGCAAGGAGCACUUCAACUACUACUCCCUGGACCCGGCCCUGGGCCACCUCGUCUUCUCCCUCAAGUACGACGAGCAGGAGCACCUCCACCUGCUGCUGCGCACCCGCGCCCGCACCCUGCACGACGUGGUGCCCAUCUCCUGCCUGGCCGAGUUCCCCAAUGUGGUGCAGAUGGCCAAGCUGGUGUGUGAGGACGUCAACGUGGACCGGUUCUACCCUGUGCUCUACCCCAAGGCCUCCCGCCUCAUCCUCGCCUUCGACGAGCACGUGCUCAGCAACCACUUCAAAUUUGGGGUCAUCUACCAAAAACUGGGGCAGACCUCGGAGGAGGAGCUUUUCGGCACCACGGAGGAGAGCCCGGCCUUUACCGAAUUCCUCGACGUCCUGGGCCAGCGGGUGCAGCUGCGGGACUUCAAAGGGUUCCGGGGGGGGCUGGACGUGACCCACGGGCAGACGGGCAGCGAGUCCGUCUAUUGCCACUUCCGCGACAAGGAGAUCAUGUUCCACGUGUCCACCAAGCUGCCCUACACCGAGGGGGACGCCCAGCAGCUGCAGCGGAAGCGCCACAUCGGGAACGACAUCGUGGCCAUCGUCUUCCAGGACGAGAACACCCCGUUCGUGCCCGACAUGAUCGCCUCCAACUUCCUCCACGCCUUCGUGGUGGUGCAGCUGGAGCAGGGGGGCACCCAGGGCACCCUCUACAAGUCGCUGCUGGUGCCGGGGAGCCGCCGGGGACGCCGCGGCAGCGCUAUCGGGCUGGGCUCGGUGGAAGAGGCGCUGCUGGUGCCCGGGAAGAGCCCGUCCCGGCGGCGGCCCGGCCCGCUCGGCUCCCGCCGAUCCAGCGCCAUCGGCAUCGAGAGCAUCCAGGAGGCGCCGGCCGGCAGGGACGGCCCCGCCGCCCCCGAGGGCUCCAGCUCCACUCACAGCUCCCCCGAGAGCCGCCGGCACCACGACAGGGCCGAGAAGCCGGAGCCGCCGGAUUUCUCCCGCUCCUCCUCCAGCGCCAGCAGCUUCGGCAGCGCCACCGAGGAGCCCGAGCCGGGCCGGGAGAGCCGCUCACCCUCGGGGACCCACCGAGACGCCUUCCCCGACACCCCCUGGCCGGAUGACCCCCCCGGGACCCCCACAGGUCGCCGCCCCCCCGAGUCCCCCUGCCCCGAGAUCAAAAUCCAGCUGGAGCAGCCCCCCCCUAAUCCGGGCUCAUAGUCCCCCCCCACCCGCGGGGGGUCACCGCUUCGCCCCCCUCAUUCCCCCCGUGUGCCACCCCCGUGCCAGGAGCUGAAGCCAUCAUCCCCGGUGCAGGAUUCGGGGGGACCCCCCUAAAAUGGGAGUGUCCCCCCCUCCAGACAAUCUGUCAUCCCAAAUACCCCUCGGGGGGGAGGGGCAGUGAUGCACCACGAAGGGCCCCCCCCUCUGCCGUGACCCCAAAAUGAAGAGCGGGUCCAACCCCAGCAUCACGCCCUCCCUAAAAGAGAAAUGGGGGGCUCAAAUCCAGGGUAAGCCCAAAGUGGGGCUCCCCCUCCCCACCUUUAUUUUAAGGGAAAAAAAGCUCCGGAAUGGGUCGGAGGCUGGAGCUGGGGGGAGGGAAGGAUUAUUUUUUCACACCCCUCCAACUCGUGUUUGUGUUUCCCGCGAGUCCUGUAUAAAAUAAAGGUUUAUUUAUCGCUA